AAUUAUAAUGUGGGCUUGUUUGCCUUUGAAUUGGAAUGAGCUGGUAAUCGUAUACGAAGCCUGAAAUCAUCCUUAAUUCUCUGAUUUCUUUCGAGGACAAGGACCUUAAAAAGGAUGGUAAAGGGUCACCUGGAAAGUCCAGACACUUGCAUACCAAAUUUGGUCACUGGCAUUGCAUCAAAACUAGAAACUUUGCCUCCAUUUUACUCCUCAUGUUCUAUCUUCAAAGUGCCUGAGAGACUUCGCAACAUAAAUGAACAGGCCUACACUCCUAGGGUUGUCUCAAUUGGACCCAUUCACCUUGGUAAACCAAACUUAGAAACCAUGCAGCGGCAUAAGUGGUGGUACUUCAAAAGGUUUCUCCAGCGAUCUAAGCAGGGGAUAAGCUUGGACAAUUAUGUGAUAGCUAUUAAGGGGUGUGAACUACGUGCUCGCCAGUCUUAUGCUGAAACCAUUUACCUUGACAGUGACCAAUUUGUAGAAAUGCUGCUAGUUGAUGCUGCCUUCUGCAUUGAACUUUUCUGGAUGGAUCAUUUCCCUGAGUUGAUCGAUUUUAGUUAUGAUGGUAUAUACUAUAGGCCAUGGAUAAAGAAUGACUUGCGGCGGGACAUGGCACUGCUUGAAAAUCAGAUCCCAUUUUUUGUUAUCCAGCGGCUGUUCGAGCUAGCAGAACUGGUUUCUCCUCACCAAGGAGAUGCACCCUCCUUGCUUGACAUAACCCUUGGUUUCUUCAAAGAGAGGAGCAAUGCAGUUUCACAAUUCGCAUUGGAUUAUGGAAUAAGGCAUAUCCUUGACAUCUUACGAUAUUGCUACUUGCCCUCAAACCUAGAGAAGCAGUUCAAAAAUAUUCGGAAAAUUGAAUUCGCAGUAAGUGCAACAGAGCUCCACGAGGCUGGAGUUGAGUUUCGGAUUGGUAAAACCAGUAGCAUGCUUGAGAUACAUUUUGACCUUGCGAAUGGGGUGCUGGAAAUCCCACUUAUAAAAUUAAAAGAUAAGACCGAAUCGCUAUUCCGAAAUCUCGUUGCCUUGGAGCAAUGCUUAUAUAGACAUUGCAGCUACAUAAGUGAUUAUAUGGCUUUCAUGGACUGCCUCAUCAACACUUCUGAGGAUGUGGACUUGCUCAUUCAAAACAACAUCAUUGAGAACUGGCUAGGUGACAGCAGUCGAGGAGCUGCUCUUUUUAACAACCUUUGCAAAGAGACUAUAUGGUGGAGGAAAAAUUUUUAUUACUCUCAUCUAUGUGAGGACCUCACAGCAUACUGCAGAAUCCCUUGGCACAAAUGGAAGGCAACCUUGAAACGUGAUUAUUUUAGUACUCCUUGGAUGGUCAUUUCAGUGAUUGCUGCAGUGGUACUGCUCGUACUCACUUUCAUACACAAGCAACAGAGUGAACCGUCAGUUGUUAGUUUUAUUGAAGACUAUGCAGGGGGCUUUGGUCAUAUAAAGCUUGCAGUAGUUUUUGUGUUUUUUGUUGUGGAAAGGUCUUGUUGGAAGUCUAGGGUGAAGUUUUCGGGUGUUGCAUCUACAACUGUAUUGGGGCUAAUAGUAGAAGCUGAAAUUGCCAUCGAAGAACAAAAGAAGAUGGACCAUAUUUCAAUCAUCAUUGAAGAUCCACACAUACCUUUGGCAGCUUCCAUUAGAGGGAUGCUAGAAAGGUUGCCUCCCAUAUCACCCAACUGUUCCAUCUACAGAGUUCCCAAAAAACUUCGCAAUACAAAUGAAAAGGCCUACACACCCCAAUUGGUCUCCAUUGGCCCUCUUCACCACGGUCAAAAAUGCUUGCAAGCCAUGGAAGAGGUUAAGUUGAGGUACCUGCAGAGUUUUCUCAAUCGUACCAGCUUGAGUUUGGAGAAUUUUGUGAAAGCAAUGACGGCAUGGGAAGCAAGAGCCCGCAACUGCUAUGCAGAAAGCAUCGGGUUCAGCAGUGAUGAAUUUGUCACAAUGAUGCUAGUAGAUGCUAGCUUCAUUAUUGAGACCAUAUUGAUGUAUAACAGCCCUUUAUCAGAAGAUGGAAACAAUCAUGUUCACUUUAGACGUCGGACAGUGGCUGACCUGCGGUCUGACAUGAUCUUACUUGAAAAUCAGCUUCCUUUUUUCAUUCUCGAGGGUCUAUUUGAUCUUGCCUUGGCCUCUCAUGGACAAGGAAAUCCUUCUUUGCUUGAUCUUUCAUUAUAUUACUUUCAGGGUUUUAUGAUAAUGAACAACGUUUCAAGGACAAUGAACUCAACUUUUGAAGUAAAGCACUUUGUUGAUUUGCUGAGAACUUGUCAUCUACCAUCAUCCCAGAGAUCAAGUUCAGGCUAUAUGGCGAACUAUGCAGUGGUUCGCAAUGCAACAGAGCUCCACGAGGCAGGAGUAAAUUUCAAAAAGGGCUCGAGAAAUCGCUUACUCGAUGUAUGCUAUGCUUCAGGGCAGUUGCAAAUUCCACCCUUUAGAAUACACGAUGCUACUGAAAUCGUGCUGAGAAACCUUAUUGCCUUGGAGCUGUGUCACUAUCAGUUGGAUAGUUACAUAAUCGAUUAUAUUUACUUCAUGGGUAAUCUUAUUACCACUCCUAAGGACGUGGAUUUGCUCAUUAAAAAUGGAGUUAUCGAGAACUGGCUGCGAGACGAUGAUGCAACCGCAACUUUGUUCAAUAAUCUUCCCACUGAGGUUUCGUUGUUCACAACCAACUUCUACUAUUUUGGUCUUUCAGAAGAGCUGAAUGCAUUCUGCAAGGUCCCAUGGCACAGAUGGAAGGUGACCUUGAAACGCGAUUAUUUCAGUACUCCAUGGAAAGUGGCUUCGACCAUUGCUGCAGUUAUAUUCCUACUACUCACUUUCACACAAACAGUAUGUUCAAUUAUCUCCCUCCAAGUUUAG
This is a messenger RNA of Malania oleifera, 2862 nucleotides long. RefSeq lists its product as uncharacterized. The record is from RefSeq and is a predicted model, not a curated record. Lineage: Eukaryota; Viridiplantae; Streptophyta; Magnoliopsida; Santalales; Ximeniaceae. The transcript is spliced from 3 exons. The coding region runs from base 115 to 2862 and encodes 915 amino acids.